UUCUUCACAAGUGCCACUCUCUUGUUCGUUCCUGAUUGGUUGGUUGAGCAAUGCCACAGAGAGGAUGGGACAGGCUAUGUGUAUCUGCUCUCGCAGUGCCAUCACCAUUGACAACAAGAGAUACUACUUUGUUCAGAAACUGGACGAAGGAGGGUUCAGUUAUGUCGACCUGGUCGAGGGAGCUCACGACGGGCGUUUCUAUGCACUGAAACGGAUCCUGUGUCACGACCGCGAGGCUCGUAAAGAGGCUCAGAACGAAGUGGAGAUGCAUCGUCUCUUUAACCACCCCAACGUCCUGGGCCUCACCGGACACACCUUCACAGAGCGGGCUGGCAAGACCGAGGCCUGGUUACUGCUCCCUUAUAUCAGCAAGGGGACUCUGUGGUCAGUGCUGGAGAAACUGAGAGACAAAGGGAGCAACAUGCCUGAAAAGCGAAUACUGCAUAUUUUUCGUGGCAUCUGUGAAGGUCUCAAAGCAAUCCAUGAUAAGGGCUAUGCACACAGGGACCUAAAGCCCACCAACGUCCUCCUGGAGGAGGAUGAUAAACCGGUCCUAAUGGACCUGGGUUCUAUGAACCGGGCCAGGAUUGAAGUACGGGGUUCCCGAGAAGCCAUGACCCUGCAGGACUGGGCAGCUCAGAGGUGUACCAUCUCAUACAGAGCUCCAGAGCUCUUUAAUGUGGAGAGCCACUGUAUCAUUGAUGAACGCACAGAUAUCUGGUCUCUUGGCUGUGUGCUGUACAGUAUGAUGAUCCUGGAGGGACCUUUUGACCUGAUAUUCCAAAAAGGUGACAGUGUAGCCCUGGCUGUCCAGAAUCCUGUCACCAUCCCACAGCCCUGCAGUUAUUCUCAAGCCCUACAGAACCUCCUCAGUUCCAUCAUGGUGCCUAACCCCCAGGAACGUCCUGACAUCAACUGGGUUCUAGACCAGGUUCAGAACCUCCAGGGUUCGGAGGGCGGUACCGUCGACACAAACAGGAUAUGAUGUUUCUGAUCCACAGCCAUAGGGAUAAACGUUCUCUCUCUUUCUCCCUCUCUCUUUCUCUCUCUCUCUCUCUCUCUCUCUCUCUGGACUCUGGACUUUGCACUUAGACUCUCUCGGGGAUGACACAGGUUCAUUUGCUAAAUGAACCCACAGCCUCACAAACAAAUGCUU
Messenger RNA from Chanos chanos (milkfish), 1156 nucleotides. RefSeq names its product serine/threonine kinase 16 (gene stk16). The transcript is spliced from 8 exons. Gene Ontology annotation, biological process: protein phosphorylation. Lineage: Eukaryota; Metazoa; Chordata; Actinopteri; Gonorynchiformes; Chanidae. The record is from RefSeq and is a predicted model, not a curated record. Gene Ontology annotation, molecular function: protein serine/threonine kinase activity; ATP binding. The coding region runs from base 65 to 985 and encodes 306 amino acids. Gene Ontology annotation, cellular component: cytoplasm; Golgi apparatus.